Molecule: messenger RNA, 513 nt
Organism: Erinaceus europaeus (western European hedgehog)
Lineage: Eukaryota; Metazoa; Chordata; Mammalia; Eulipotyphla; Erinaceidae
Product: cytochrome c oxidase subunit 6C
Exons: 4
Coding region: 160-387 (75 amino acids)
Biological process (GO): mitochondrial electron transport, cytochrome c to oxygen
Source: RefSeq, a predicted model, not a curated record
GUGGGCACCCGCGGCCGCGCGCGAGGUCUUUUGGUCCCUGCCGGCCACUGUCCCGACCCUUUUCCGCUUCCUCUGCUUCCUGCGCACGCGCGGCGCCGCAGCCACCGGCCAUUUCUCCUUCAGUCUGAAAGGACGUUGGUGUCGCGGAGGGUGACUACCAUGGCUCCGGGUGCUUUGGCGAAACCUCAGAUGCGUGGCCUUCUGGCCAAGCGUCUCCGCUUUCACAUUGUUGGAGCUCUCAUUGUAUCCCUGAGUGUUGCAGCUUUCUAUAAGUUUGCUGUGGCGGAACCAAGAAAGAAAGCAUAUGCAGAUUUCUACAGAAACUAUGAUCCCGUGAAAGAGUUUGAGGAGAUGAGGAAGGCGGGUGUCUUUCAGAGCACAAAAUGAUUCCAGAAAGUAGAGAAUUUUUCGGUUGACCUCAUGGAAAUUUGUCAUUUAUUCUGAACUAUGACACAGAUACUUGGAUAAGAAAUACUUUCUCUUGAUAAAUAAACAUUAACAAAUACAAUGAUA